Messenger RNA from Melanotaenia boesemani (Boeseman's rainbowfish), 5710 nucleotides. RefSeq names its product SR-related CTD-associated factor 8 (gene scaf8). Lineage: Eukaryota; Metazoa; Chordata; Actinopteri; Atheriniformes; Melanotaeniidae. The transcript has 20 exons. Gene Ontology annotation, molecular function: RNA binding. The record is from RefSeq and is a predicted model, not a curated record. Gene Ontology annotation, cellular component: nucleus. The coding region runs from base 110 to 4306 and encodes 1398 amino acids.
UUGGCAGUCUCCUCCAUCUCAUCAAACGUCGAGCAUGCAUCUCUUAUACCGGUUAUUGAGGAGAUCUCUGUAAAUAUUUGCAGUGACCUGUGAGCCGAAACGCAACACCAUGGAGGCCGUUAAAGCCUUUAACAACGAGCUGUACUCAUUGAAUGAGUACAAGCCACCCAUCUCCAAGGCCAAGAUGACUCAGAUCACCAAGUCUGGAAUCAAGGCUAUAAAAUUCUACAAGCAUGUUGUCCAGAGUGUAGAAAAGUUCAUACAAAAGUGCAAACCAGAAUACAAGGUCCCAGGGCUGUAUGUCAUCGACUCAAUCGUCAGACAGUCACGUCACCAGUUUGGCACAGAGAAGGACGUUUUUGCCCCACGCUUCAGCAAGAACAUCAUUGCUACGUUCCAGCACCUCUACCGUUGCCCCCCAGAUGAUAAGAGUAAGAUAGUGCGAGUCCUAAACCUGUGGCAGAAGAAUGCGGUCUUCAAGAGUGACAUCAUUCAGCCUUUGCUGGACAUGGCAGCGGGGAUUCCUCCUCCCAGUGCCACACCUGUCCUUGCCAGUAGUGCUGCUCCUGUCAAUAACACUACACCUGGCACCCCGGCUACACCAGCCACUCCAGCAAACAUAGUCCAGGGUCUGCCUGACUGGGCGUCCCAGAUUACAAAUACAGAUACUGUGGCUGCUGUUGCUCAGAUUUUACAGAGUCCCCAGGGACAACAGCUUCAGCAACUGGUACAGAGUCUGCAGAUGCAGCAGCAGAAGCCCCAGCCAUCCCUGCUGCAGGCUUUGGAUGCUGGCCUAGUGGUGCAGUUACAAGCUCUGACAGCUCAGCUCACUGCUGCAGCUACUGCAAACAGCCUCAACCCUCUGGAGCAGAGGGUCUCUUCUUUUAAUAAGAAACUUUUGGGUCCGUUUGACUUUGGGAACGAUUCUGAGCGCAAUGAAGAAUCUAAAAAGGAUAGCUCGUCAUCUCAGCUGCCCAUGGUGUCCGAGCCCAUUAACAGCUCACUAUUCCAUCAACUGGCUGAGCAACUACAACAACAAAACCUGGAACAGUUUCAGAAGCAGCUGCUAGAGCAUCAGCAGAAGGCAAUGAGCAUAGAGGGACAGGACUCAAUAUUUGGGCAAGAGAACUCUGUUGUAACUGCUCAGAACAGCAGCCAGUCACAGCUUUCUGAAUCAGACAAUAAGAUUGAUGACUCCAUUGACAACCAGCAGCAGGACAUGGAUCUGGAUGAGGGCCCUGAUGGAAUGGAGGAAGAGAUCUUUGAAGCAGACGACAAGAAAAAUCUGAGCGCACGGUCUAGAACACGUUCUAGGUCGCGCUCCAGGUCCCCCAAAAGGAGAAGGUCCAGGUCCCGCUCUGGCUCUCGGAAGCGUAAGCAUCGCAAGAGGUCACGGUCACGCUCCAGAGAUCGCAAGAGGAAAUCAUCACGGUCUUACUCAAGUGAAAGACGUGCCCGAGAAAGAGAGAAGGAGCGCCAGAAGAAAGGGUUACCUCCCAUAAGAUCUAAAACUCUAAGUGUGUGCAGUACAACUCUGUGGGUGGGCCAGGUGGACAAAAAAGCCACUCAGCAGGAUCUCACCAAUCUGUUUGAAGAGUUUGGCCAGAUUGAGUCCAUCAAUAUGAUCCCUCCUAGAGGCUGUGCCUAUAUAUGUAUGGUGCACAGACAGGAUGCAUACCGUGCCCUCCAGAAGCUCAGCACUGGCUCUUUUAAGAUCGGCUCCAAGAUCAUCAAGAUUGCAUGGGCUCUGAACAAAGGUGUAAAGCAGGAGUACAAGCAGUUUUGGGAUGUGGACCUGGGUGUCACCUACAUACCAUGGGAGAAAGUUAAGCUAGAUGACCUGGAUGGCUUUGCAGAGGGGGGAAUCAUUGACCAGGAGACAGUCAAUGAUGAGUGGGAGGCGAAUAAGAACUCUGAACCAGCCAAGGAAGUUACAAGUCAGCCAGUAAGCGCUGAGACUACAGCGGCAUCCAAUACACAGACUGAGACCUACACCCAGCAGGUUACCAUGAUGCCCGUACAGCUACCAGUGGCCCAGGCAGUUCCUGGUGCAGUCGGUUUGGUGCCUCCUACCUUCCCAGUCACCAUGGGCAUACCUCCACCCGGCUAUGGGCCUCCACCGCCCUUCAUUAGAACUGGCUUCAAUGCCACACAGCCUCCACCAAGUUUCAUGCAAGCCGCACAGGCCGCAGGCAUGCCUUCAGUAACUACAGCUCUGGUGCAGCCUUCAGUGGCCUCCAGCCAAGAAGCUGUCAAAGAGACCCCAUUCAGCUCCAUGAUCCCUCCAGCCAGCACAAUCCCUGGCAGCUUCAUGCCUUCAGCCAUCCCAGGAGCUGGUGUGUUCAACCCAGUGGGUGUUCAAACUCAGCAAGCCACUAAUGAGAAAACUCCCCAGUCUGCUGAGGGUAUGGAUGCUGCAGCAGAGCUCACACUACAAGGCAUGCAGAAUGCAGUCCGUGGUGGGAUGGGUCUACUUGGCAUGCAUCCCACAGCUUCCCUCUCACAUCCAAUGCAUCAGUCCGGUCUGGGUGGACAGAGGAUGCCUGGCCUGUUGCCCCUGGAUGUGCGGCCUAACCUCCUUCAGCCUGGUGCUGCUGCCCGCUUCCCACUCCUCAUGCAGCAGGGCCCUACCCAGCAAGGCACUGGCCUCCUUGAGAGUUCCCUCCAGGCUCAGGCCAGAACCAGGGCACCUUUCCCUCAGGUGGACCCCUUCAGCAGGCCCCCCAACCUGUCUGGUGAAAACUUAUCCAAAACAGAAGGCGAAUCCUCUUCUGGGGCCGAUGAGGGCAAAGACCAAGACUACCGCUUCCCUCCAAUGGAAAAGCAGAGCACAGGCCUUCUACGGACUCCUCCACCAGAGCAUAGGGACCCCCUUGGAGGUGGUGGAGGGGCAGGAGGAGGAGGAGGCAGACCUCCCUUGCUCCAGACUCCCGGAACUCAGCCAGCCAGAACCAGCUUAGUGGGACGUUUGCAGGCUCUUGCAGGCUUCACUCCUGAUAACCGCUGGAACCAUGCCAGAGGGGACUUUGAUGAACGAGAUGGCAUCCGUGGAGGCCCUCAUGCCCCUGGUGGUCUGAAAGGCUUUCAAGAUGAACGCCCCCCACCUGGGCAAAACUUUCCCAGCCGCUUUGACAACCGUCCUGGUGCAGCAGGGGGAGUGGCAGGUGUAAAUGCUGGAGGUGUUGGGGCCUCACAGCCCUGGAACCGUAGUGGUGCGGCCGCUGUUCAGUUCGAAAGUGAACUACAUCAAGACCUAGAUGAUCGAAGACGUCCAUGGGAGAGGCAAAGGGACAGAGAUGAAAGAGAUUUUGACUUCAGGAGAGAUAUGAAUGGUAACCGCCACAGCCGUGAGAGAGGACGAGAAAGGGAGCGUGAGAGGGAGGGGGAGCGCGGCCGAGAACGUAACAGAGACCAUGAACGUGACAGAGACCAUGACAAAGAGAGGGACCGUGAGCGUGGAGGCUGGACACCUCUCCUUCCUUUACCUACACCUCUACUUCCCACUCCUUCUCUUAAUCCCAACCUGACACUGAAUCAAGGAAAAAUUCUUGCCCCACUCAAAUUAAACCCUCAGAUGCAGUCACGAUUCCAGUCGCCUCUUCUGCCUCAAGCUCAGGCCAAACCUCCUCUUCUGGGUCUGAAUCAGCCACAGCCUCAGGUUCAGAUCAGACCUCCUCCUCCAUCACAGAACCAAGUUUCUGUGUCUGAGCCCCAAUCAGAAACACCGGCUCCAACUGAGUCGCCAGCCUCAUUCCGUUCACCUGACGACAAGGGUCAGAGCAAAUUGACUGAGCCUCUCAGUCAGUCCAAGGCAUCUCCUCAACUGGAGACCCCCCAGCAAGCAGAGUCACCACCCCAGCCCACUGUCCUGUUCCCCUCUAAGACCGCUGCUUCUCCAGACAAUGAAACCCUGAGCCACGCCUCACAGCAGGCUGAGGCCUCAUCCCAAGACUCACCUGUAGCCUUCACGCAAGCUGACAGCCCCCCCGAAGAUCUGACUCCCUCUCUGGAGAAGCAGGAUCCCCCACAGAAGGAUGAGGAGGAGUCACAAGAGGGAGUCUCCUCACCUCAGCCACAAUGGGUCAAUGGACCUGAAAAGGACAGUGUCGGUAUGGUUGAGCCCACUCCAGAGGCCUCUCCUGAGCCCACCCCAGACCCCGCCUGUGAUUCUUUGCUCCCUGAAAUGGGGCCACUACAGGAGCAAGUUUCAUCUCCUAAGGACCUAGACAAUGAACAGAAUGAGCCCAUGGAGGAAGCUCCGAGUCAGCCAGUGGUAGACACUGUCACAGACACUGAGGGGACAUAAUCAUCACUCAGUAGGUAAAAGAUCAUUUUGUAAAGUUGUCUCUUCUUCUCUGUACUCAUGUCAGCAAACUACCACCACAACACGGGACAUGAUGAAUAUUGACUCACAUCAGUUGUUGUCUGAUAAUUAAUAACAAAUGAUUUUUCUCUCUCACAAAUACCAGUGUACUUAAAUAGAAGACUCCUUAGGUGACCUAUGGAUAGAUUUUGUUUGUAUUUUAUUUCAUUUUUCCUUUUUUUAAGUUGUAAAACCACACCUCCCAUUUUAAGUAAUAGAACUUGGUAAAUUUUAUUGCAAUGCCUGCCAAAAUGUUUUUAAUUGUACUUUGGAAAAACUAACUGAACCUUCCUAUGGAAGAGAAUAACAAAUCCUGGCUGUUCGACAAUGGAUUGGGGACAGAUCAUAUGUGAUACUUGAAAAUAGCAGCUGGUCAGCCAAUUAUUGUCUCCUCUUUUUUUAAACUGAUUCUGCACAGUUUUACAUAGAAUUCUUUUAUGUGUCUUUCUGUUUUUAAACAGAACAAAUAGCCUACAACACAGUGAGACCAGAACAGCUGCUUUAAUUGGAAAAAAAAUUACGAUUUUUAAAUUAAAUUGAAAACAUGAAAAAUGUUGUACCCCCAAAAUAAAUGUGUGUAAUUUGUUUCUAAUUAUACAGUGAACACAAACAGAAAAUCUUAUGCCGGGGGGGAGGGAGAAAAAAAGAAGAUGAACAGCGGGAUGUUCUGUUGUUGGGUGCAUAUUGUUUUAGUUUUAAAUAAACAUGCUUUCUCUGUUUAAAAAUACAUGCUUUAGGACUGUUUUCUGACCCAAGACCAGUGGAAAAAUAAGACUGCUUUACUUCACAGACUCGUACACACUGUGUGCUGUCACUUCAGUCGAUUUGAUGCUGUCAAGUUGCUGCUAUACCAUCUAUCCACAGAGCACUUUGUUGGAUGCAACCGUGGGACUUGUAGUUUUUAGCUUCUGAUGACUUCAGCCUGUAUGUUUGCCUAAGCUUUUUUUUGCUGGGUGACUGUUGAGGAUGGUAUUGUGCCUUUUUUUAAUGGAUUUGUUGUUCAUGAUGCUAUCCAACACUUCUGUGUGAUGUACUCCAGACUGUGCAUGCAACUCGAUUUCAGAGGGCUCUCUGAAGCAAAUGCAACCUGCACAGAAUUGACUGACUCACCAAUUGAGUGGUAGCUGCACAGUUUGUACAGCACUCACCUAAAGGAGGACGAUCUGUACUCCAUUCUGUGCAUGCAGGCCUGUAGCCAUGUUUUAACCUUCGUGUCUCUCUUCAUUUCAUACUUGUAGUGGUUUUCUGUUGAGACAUACUUCUAGUAAUCCGUAGUCUGCUGUUCUCUCAGACCAAAUGUCUACUACAGGACUUGUGAUGUUAAAUAAAAGUUGAAGGUGCAUCUGA